This is a messenger RNA of Sarcophilus harrisii (Tasmanian devil), 7890 nucleotides long. RefSeq names its product ADAM metallopeptidase with thrombospondin type 1 motif 18 (gene ADAMTS18). Gene Ontology annotation, molecular function: metalloendopeptidase activity. The record is from RefSeq and is a predicted model, not a curated record. Gene Ontology annotation, biological process: proteolysis; extracellular matrix organization. The transcript has 22 exons. The coding region runs from base 1 to 3942 and encodes 1313 amino acids. Gene Ontology annotation, cellular component: extracellular matrix. NCBI's taxonomy places the organism in Eukaryota, Metazoa, Chordata, Mammalia, Dasyuromorphia, Dasyuridae.
AUGGAUCACCACCACCCCCACCUUCUCUUCCUCCUCCUCCUCUUCCUCCUCCGGACGCUCUCCGAGGCGGCGGCGGCGACCUUGGGCGGCGGCGGUGGCCCCGGGCAGCUGUGGAGCCUUUGGGGGCUCGGGAGUGGAGCUAAGGCAGGUUCCUUCUUUUGGCUCUCCGGGCCGGAGGGUGAGGGCUGCAAAGAGUGGGGAGGAUACACUGCUCCUCUUGCACCUCUCAAACAAUUUCAGCCCGAUUGUCCGAUUUCUCUUUCAGACGCUCCAGAUGUGCAGCCUCUGCUCCGCGGCUUGGGCAGCCGCGUGGACCAGUGGCGGCAGCAGCAGCGGCAGCGGCGGCAGCGGUUUGAAUCAAGGUUGGUGUUCAGCCUUCUCUCUGACGGGCUUUUCCACUCACUUGAUACUUGGAUGGAGCCAGAAGUCCUCUUUUACGCACCACCAGCGUAUUAUGUCUUUGUGACACCUGUGGAAGUGGAUCCUGGAGGGGCCUACAUUUCACAUGACAUUUUAUAUAGUAGACGUCGGAAGCGAUCACCUCAGAGACCAGGGGGCUCCUUGCACUAUAGAUUUGCAGCAUUUGGGCAAGAACUGCAUUUGGAACUUGAACCUUCUGCCAUCCUUAGCCAAGAUCUUAUUGUCCAGGUCCUAGGAAAAGAUGGAGUCCUUGAGUCUGGGAAGCUUGCAGUUGAGCAAUGUUUCUAUCAGGGAUUCAUCUGGAAUGACAGCACCUCCUCGGUCGCGCUGUCAACAUGCAUAGGACUGUCAGGUUUAAUCAGGACACAGGAAAAUGAGUUCCUCAUAUCUCCAUUGCCAGUGCUACUAGCCCAGGAACACAACUAUACCUCUCCAACAGGCCACCAUCCUCAUGUACUGUACAAAAGAACAGCAGAAGAAAAAAUCCAGCAGUAUCAGGUGUCCCCUGAGUCCAGUGUGCCUUUGGCUGCUCAUCCUCGAAGUCACAACCCUCAGGAAGCUCCUCUGGAGAAGCCUUCUCCCCAUCGAAGGUUGCAAAAGCAGCACUUUUGUGGAAGGCGCAAGAAAUAUGCCCCCAAGCCUCCCACAGACGAUACCUACAUAAGGAUGGACGAAUAUGCCAGCACUGGACGGCUUAGAAGGUCUGCUGGGAAGUCCCAGAGAGGUCUCAACGUGGAGACGCUUGUUGUGGCUGAUAAAAAAAUGGUGGAAAAACACGGCAAAGAAAAUGUGACCACAUACAUCCUAACUGUGAUGAAUAUGGUUUCCAGUCUUUUUAAAGAUGGGACCAUCGGAAGUGACAUAAACAUUGUUGUGGUGAGCCUCCUUCUCCUGGAACAAGAACCUGGUGGAUUACUGAUCAAUCACCAUGCAGAUCAAUCUCUGAAUAGCUUUUGUCAAUGGCAGUCUGCUCUCAUCGGGAAAAACAACAAGCGACAUGAUCAUGCUAUUUUACUAACAGGUCUGGAUAUCUGUUCCUGGAAGAACGAGCCAUGUGACACACUAGGUUUUGCUCCCAUCAGUGGAAUGUGCAGCAAGUAUCGAAGUUGUACCAUUAAUGAAGACACAGGGCUUGGUCUGGCAUUCACCAUAGCUCAUGAGUCAGGCCACAACUUUGGCAUGAUUCAUGAUGGAGAAGGGAAUCCAUGCAGAAAGGCUGAAGGCAACAUCAUGUCCCCCACUCUAACAGGGAACAAUGGGGUGUUCUCUUGGUCCUCUUGCAGUAGGCAAUAUCUCACCAAGUUCCUCAGCACAGCCCAGGCCUCUUGCCUAAUUGAUGAACCAAAGCAAACAGGACAGUAUAAAUACCCAGACACACUUCCAGGUCAGAUCUAUGACGCAGAUGUUCAGUGCAAGUGGCAAUUUGGAGCAAAAGCCAAACUUUGCAGCCUCAGUUUUGUGAAGGAUAUUUGCAAAUCACUUUGGUGCCAUCGAACGGGCCAUAGAUGUGAGACAAAAUUCAUGCCAGCAGCAGAAGGCACCAUUUGUGGUCUGAGUAAGUGGUGUCGGCGAGGUCAGUGUGUCAAGUUUGGUGAGCACGGACCCCGGCCCAUACAUGGCCACUGGUCGGAGUGGUCAGCGUGGUCGGAGUGCACACGGACCUGCGGGGGAGGAGUCACUCAGCAAGAGAGGCACUGCACUAACCCCAAACCACAACAUGGUGGCAGGUUCUGUUCAGGGUCUAGUCGCCUGUAUCAGCUGUGCAAUGUUCACCCUUGUCCAGCCAAUAGUGUGGACUUCCGUGCCCAGCAGUGUGCUGAGUAUAACAGUAAGCCUUUCCGAGGAUGGUACUACCAGUGGAAACCCUAUACUAAAGUGGAAGAGAAAGAUAGAUGCAAGCUUUACUGCAAGGCUGAAAAUUUUGAAUUUUUCUUUGCAAUGUCUUCCAAGGUGAAAGAUGGCACUCCUUGUUCACCAAACAAAAAUGAUGUUUGCAUUGAUGGUAUAUGUGAGCCAGUAGGAUGUGAUUACAAACUGGGAUCCCAAGCAACUCUGGAUGCUUGUGGUAUUUGCAAAGGAGAUAAUUCAACCUGCAAGUUUUAUAAAGGCCUAUAUCUUGAUCAGCAUAAAGCAAAUGAAUAUUAUCCAGUUGUAACCAUCCCAGUGGGAGCACGCAGUAUUGAAAUACAGGAAUUACAGCUAUCCGCAAGUUAUCUUGCAGUUUGCAACCUGAAUAGAAAGUAUUAUCUCACAGGAGAUUGGACAAUUGAUUGGCCAGGGGAGUUCCAAUUUGCUGGGACUGUGUUUGAUUACCAGCGUCCUCUGAACCAACCUGAACGUCUGUAUGCAGCAGGACCCACAAAUGAAACACUGGUCUUUGAAAUUCUGAUGCAAGGCAAAAAUCCAGGAGUCUCAUGGAAAUAUACCCUGCCCAAAGUCAAGAGCCCAACACGGACAGUAACACAAGAGCAUAUCUACACAUGGAAGACAGUGCAUUCAGACUGUUCAGUCCCCUGUGGAGGAGGUCAUAUUAUAGUAAAGAGCAUUUGUUUACAAGAUCAUCUGAAGCAAGUGAAUUCAUCUUUCUGUAGUAUGAAGACCAAACCUGUGACUGAACCCCAAAUGUGUAAUGUUUUUUCCUGCCCUGCAUAUUGGGCCCCCGGUGAAUGGAGUUCCUGCAGCCGGUCCUGUGGGGGAGGCCAGCAAAGCCGACUGAUUCAGUGUGUCCAAAAAAGAAGUUUCCAAAAGGAAGAGGUUGUAGUACAUUCUCGGUGCCCAGUGAGCACCCCAUCCCAGAUGCAAGUCUGUAAUAACCAUGUCUGUCCCCCAGAAUGGAGCCCUGGGCCCUGGUCUCAGUGUUCCAAGACCUGUGGGCGAGGGGUGAAGAAGCGGGAAAUCUAUUGCCAAAGCCCUGCCAAAGGUGAUGUCCUACCAGACAACAUGUGCGACUCAUCCCCGAAGCCAGAAGCCCACGAGGGCUGUGUGUUAGGUCGCUGCCCCAGGAAUGACCGGCUUCAGUGGGUGGUCUCCUCUUGGAGUGAGUGCUCAGCAUCCUGUGGUCCAGGCAUAAAGAAAAGGGUGAUCCAGUGCAGUGAAAAAGGCCUUCCAGGAAAGCUGAUGACCUUCCCAGAGCGCAGAUGUCGUCACAUCAAGAAACCAGAGGUAGAACUGGAGGAGGCUUGUCACCAAGGAGCUUGCCCAGUGGCCCUCAGGCCCCCACUGGUAGCCCGAUGGUAUUCUUCCCCUUGGCAACAGUGCACAGUGACAUGUGGAGGUGGCCUACAGACCCGAACAGUGCAGUGUCUCCAGCAAGGACGGCCUACAGCCAGCUGCCUGGUUCACCAAAAACCAUCAGCAGUCAGAGCCUGUAACACAAAUUUUUGCCCUCUACCUAUGAAGAGAGAUGAGCCACCUUGUGUGGAUUUCUUCAGCUGGUGCCAUCUAGUUCCACAACAUGGUGUCUGCAACCACAAGUUUUAUGGCAAACAGUGCUGCAAAUCGUGCUCAAGGAAGAAUCGAUGAUGAUGAUGAUGAUGAUGAUGAUAACAACUCAAAUUUUUCUAGUACCUGAAGGUUUACAAAUGCUUCCCCCAAAAUAGCCCUGUGAGGAAGGUAGUGCAAGAAUUGUCCCCAUUUCAGAGAGGAGGAAUCUAAGAUCUGAAGAAGAGAACUCUCUAGACUAGCAGACUCAAAUCCAGGUCAUCUGCUCCAAAUCCAUUAUUUUUUAUGACUACACUGUUCUGCCUCUCAAUUUUUUGUAAAUGUCUCUUGGUGAGUGGGGUAGGAUUGGUCUCCCCUUUUAACCACAGUGAAUACCCUUGUCUGAGUCACUCACAGUACUUAUCAAGCAAGUGGAGACCUGAUCUGUAGGAGUGUGGCCACAGUGAAGUGCUUAAGGGACAAGGGAUUGUUUUUGUUGAUAUAUCAUGUUCAUUUCAGAGCCCUUGGACAUAAGAUGCCAGGAUGGAUCCCCUCUCAUGAAAUACUUUCAGCCUCAGCUGUCCUUUGGAACAUAUGACUUUAUCAGAUCAAGAUGCUGAGUUAUUGACCAAAAAACAAACAUUUAUUCAUGUCAACAUUAGUAGAAAGGACACAUUGAGUCAACUGAGGAAUCUCCUGUCCUUGUAGAUUUACCAAAACAUAGAGCUGAAAGGGAUCAUUGAACUACAGAAUCUCAGAGUUGGAAUGGAUCUCAGCUGUUAUGUAGUCCAAGCCCCACCUGAGCAGAAAUUCACACUACAGUUUUCCCCACAUGUGGUUAUCCAGUCUCUGUUUGGAAGACCCCCUAUGAUGGGAAGCUUACUACCUCCUAAAACAUCCUUUUCUACUUUGGGACAGCUCUAAAUUAUCAGAAAGUUUUUCCUUCCUUCAAGCAUAAAUCUGCCUUGAUGCAUCUUACAGUACUUGCUCCCAGUUCUACUCUUUUAGAUUAAGGAGAACAAACCCAAUUCCUCUUCCACAUGACUAUCCUUCAGACACUCGAUAACAGCAAUCAGGUAUUACUAUUUCUUUCUCUUCAAUUCCUUCAGGUGAUCUUUGGAUAACUUGGUCUCCAGUCUCCUCUCCAUCUUGGUCAUAUGACUUUGAUGUCCUCUAACUUAUCACUAUCCUUCCUAAAAUGUGGUAUCCAGGGCUAAACAUACUAUUCCAGAUGUUGUUGGGUCAAGGUGAAUUCCAACUCCUUCCCUUUGUAGCUGAGAAAACUAAGACAUAGAAGGAUGAAGGGAUGAAGGGGCAUAUUCAAGUUCACACAGCAAGUGAACGGCAGAGGCAUGAUUGCCUUCUGCUGGAAUGAGAACCUUUUAGUUCUUCAGCCUGACUUAAUCAGGCUUUUAUGGGCCCUAGAUAUAAGACUUCCACUAAUUGGGACCAAGAGAACAUGAUCACAAAACUGACAAGGGACCUUUUACUUCUUUGUGGUCUUCCUGUUGGACUGUGUGGGUAGUUCUGGAGCAUAUAUUUUGCCUAUAUCAAGGCUCAAGAAUAUUAACAACAACCUGGGAAGCAUUUUCUAAAAAACAUUCUGGAAACAGGGUAUAUAGACCAUUUAGAACAAUUGGUCAAUUGAACUUUGCACUUUGAAUAACUUAUAAAUUGCAAGCCUUUACCCCGUAUCCCCAUGUCAUCUCAAGAUACUUCCAUAUGUGAAACAAUUAAAUUCAACAUUUAUUAAGCACCUUUUACUUGAGAGCCCUAAUUCAAUACUGAAGAAGACAGCAAACCAAGUCAUGGAAUCAUAUCAAGAUUAGUUAGAAGGGAUCUCAGAGCCGAUCUAGUACAGUCACCAGCACCAUGCAUGACUCCCUUUGACAGUCUCUACAACAAGGUCAUUUGGUCUCUUUGGCCACUUCAAAUAACUGGGAACUCACUGUCUCACAAGGAAGUGCAUUCCCAUUUUUGAAUAACUCUUAUUAUUAGAUUUUUAUUUAUAUGUAAUCGGCUAAAAUCUGCCUCUCUGUAACUUCCAUCUAUGGAUCCCAGCUAUGUCUGACUCCUUUCAAACCUUCUAGUUUGCUCUAGACUUUAGAGUAAGAAAUCUGAUCCCUCCUACAUAAAUCUAUUCUUUAAAUAAGGUCAUACUAUUUAUUCCUGGAAGGGACCUUAGUGAUCUUUUUUUAAGGGAUAAAAUAAGGCCCAUGAGAGUAACUUGACCAAAGUCAGAAAGUUAAUAAGUGUCAGAACUGGGUUUCAGACUCAGGUGACUUGAUUAAAAAUUCAACACUCUUUCUACUAUGUUUUUGCCUCUCCCUGGCAGUCUUGAGCCUUAAGAAGUCAGAAGUCUAAUAAUUUAAUUAAUAAAUUUUUUUGCAUGUAAAACAGUGUUCUGUGCAAUGGGAGAUAAAGAAAAUUUAAAUAUAAGAAUCCCAGCCCUCAUGGAGAUUAUGAUCUAGAGGGGACUGUAUGACAUUAAUUUUGGAAUCCUAGAAUAUCAGAGCUGAAAGAGUUCUUUCUCAGAGCUAUUUAGUCAUGCAUACAUGAAUCCCUUCCUGCUCUUGCUUGGUGCAACCAAUUCCAUUUUUGAAUAGCUCUUGAUAAGAUUUUUUUCCCCUUAAAUGCAGCUUAAGUCUGCCCCUCUGCAACUUCCACCCAUUUCUCUUGGUUCUGUCUUUUUGGGACCAACCAACCAGAAUGAAUCUAGUCUCUCUUCCAUAUAACAACCCUUCAAAUAGCAGAUACUUGAAGAUGGCUACCAUGUGUUCUGUGAUAUUUUUUCUCCAACUUAAAUAUUUCCACUUUCUCCAACUGAUAUUCAUGUUAUAUAGUCUUAAGGCCUUCUAAUUUCAGUUGAAUUCAGUUUAUUUAACAGUAUACUUACUCCACAAAUACUUAUAUUUAAAUAAAUGAAUGUCAACAGAGAAAAUAUUCCAAUUUUAUAACAUUCCCCUCAGAAGAUUGUGCCAGGAGGUAGUCAUCUUCAGAAGAGCCCAAUCUAAGCUUAAAGUCAAUUUCAAAUUAAUUCAGCAAACAUUUAGUUAGGAAUCUUUUACCCAGAGGACUGGGUUUGGUGCUUUUGGUGAUGCAAACUUUAGACAUAUGUUUUUGUUUAUUUGUCUGUUUGUUUUACCUUGGGGUGCUUUUCUACCAUCAAAGGUCCCAAUCCUUUCCACACCUUUGUAAGUGGUUUCGUGUGUCUCUGCAGCCAAGAAAUCCAUUCCUUGGUGACCAAACCCACUAUUAAUGAGUCCUUCAGAACUGAGCUAGACAGUCUAUCAUUUGCCACCCCUUAAUGUCUCUCCAGUUUUGUGGCACCUUCCAGGGCUUGCCAAUCUAAAUUGGCAAGUUGGCAAAGGAGGUAUCUCCUCCUUGCCAAAAGGAGAUAUCCAUGAUGGAGGAAGCUUUGGUGGAGAGACUAUCCUUAAAAUAGUUUUCAGUUGGAAGCAUACCAGCCUAUUUCCCCAAACCAGUAAAGCAGGCAGACUUGUGUCCGCCUGUAAUUUUUGGAGUUUUUGUUCAAAAGAUGUGUGUUUAUGUUGUUCCACUUCAUCCCACAACUUUUUUUUUUAAUGAAUGUUGCCCCAGUUCUCUGCCUCAAAGGCACCGAUUCAAAUAAAGACUGGCUAGUUCAGCAUAGCCAGCUAGACAGUGGUCACUUAAAAUGAACAGUUCCUUUUGUAACUCUCCAAAUGGGAGCUGGGUUUGGUUUUUUUUUUUUCAUAUUAUCCAAGAAAUGAUAAUUAUCUCCUCGACUUGAUUUGAAGUACAAAUGGUUGUAUUAUUUAAAAACAAAAACAAUUCACAUUGUAUUUCUUCCCUACCCCCAGUGAAAUUGUCUUCAUAAUUACUAUUUUAUUACUUGAUGUAAAAAAUAAUUUAUUAACUCAUAAUCUGUCCUAUGUUUGUACUUGCUUCCUAAAGUGGGUGAUGUUAAUUAGAAAAAAAUGUUGAAUAAAACUAUGUUAUGGAAUGAAAAAAAUCAACAUAUAGGCAUGGUAUUUAAUUCUUCUGUAAGUUUAAUAAUAAAAGACUCUG